AUGGCUGUUGGCUGGAUAGACCUUCCACAGGGAUGGAGACUUCAAGAUGUACAGGCAGUAUUGAACGUGGUUAUCGCCACGCUCAGCGCCAUCGCAAUAUUUGUUUGUGCGCGCUGGUGCUGGCAGUCUAGCUUUCCCAAGAUAGGCCAGCGCAGUGUGCCUCUUAAAGAUUUGUUGACGAUUGGCACACUGGGCGAAGCUCUGGAUGUGGUCAUGCUCCUCAGGUGGCGAUCGCUCUCUAUUCAAAAUUCAAAGUUACUCGGACAAUGCGUCGUUGUGGUCUUCUUUUCGGUCGUUGCACUUGUGUCUGGACCAAUAGCGCGAUACUCCAGUCGCCACAGCUUCAAGCUCAAUCCCCUCGAGAUAUCAGGAUCCGUUGCAUGGCGUUUCCACGACUGCAUCAUCAGCGCACCGGUGACUUGGAAUGCUACCUUCACAAGCCUCGACCGAGCACGGUUUCCGCACGAUCAACUCCUCGACUUCGUUCCCGACACAACAGUCGACUGGCGAUACCGAGCCGAAGAAUGGAAUUCGUCGUGGUCUUUCGACUGCCUACCGACCCACGAGACAGCUAUCGACCUCGAAGACGUCGGCAACUGCACCAGCAACAUGCCCGAUGAGAUCCCGGGCCUGCAAAGAAUUAUCUCAACGGAAAUGUUCAACACCAGUAAUGGCGAGAUGGGUUGGUGGCAUGGCGACUACCGCGAGGACAACGUCUUGAAAGACGUGCUCAUGCUUAUCGCGGCCGUGAAGACUACGGAAAUAGACGACACAAGUGAUCAGGUUCACGAGAUCGCGUUGGAGCUCGCUGCUGUCCACAUGCACAAUGUGAACGUCAAGCCCGAAGACGAAGACAGUGCUUGCGACUUUGGAACAGGACCCGUCCAGUCGGCGAGCUACACAAAGAUACAGUGCGUAGUGCGUCGACUUCCGGGGCGCAUGGACGACGAGUAUGCUGCGUUCCCAGAUGGCAUGGUACCCAGCUGCUUGGCCCAGGCCGCCGUGCAGAACUACCAGGCGCGGUUCAUCAGCGAGAGUGUCAAUGGGAAACCACCCGGCAUAGUCGCGCCGGAGGACCUUGUGAGAUUCACGCAGGUCUGGAUGGCGACGAAAGACACGCAGAAUCUCCUGACGGUCGCGAGGAGCAUCAGCGUGCAGGUUGGCAUUGUGCAACUUUCGGCCGCGUUUUUGGCUUUCGUGCUUCUGGUCUUCGUGUUGAUUGUCCUGGGCCUGGCGGCGUAUGCGUACGGGUACCUGAGGCACAGAAGGGUGUUCAAGAGCAGACCUCAGUCAAAGAUCGACUGGAUGAUCGAGACGAUCGACGAGACAAGGGGUGGUCAUGGUGGUGAUGAAGAUGGUCAGCCCACUCCCAAUCUGCAGAGCGACGAGACGAAAACAGGACGGGCGGAGGCGUCGUCGGCGGAGAAGAGGAGAUCCCUAUUUGAAAAUGCCAUCUACCACCUUGAUCGGGAAGUGUGCGCUCAACGGAAUCCCGACUGCGUGGCUCGAAGUGGAGCUAACGAGGCAGAUGAAAGCCCUGAAGGCCUCUUAGGGGAGGGAGAUUCGGUUCGACCGACGACGACGAAGACGACACCAAAUGCUGAAAAGCCAUCUGAUUCGUUGGACACGAGGGUGUCGACGGAAGUGGUGGGAGCACCCAUCGUUCCAGCGUGA
This is a messenger RNA of Exophiala spinifera, 1674 nucleotides long. RefSeq lists its product as uncharacterized. The transcript has a single exon. Lineage: Eukaryota; Fungi; Ascomycota; Eurotiomycetes; Chaetothyriales; Herpotrichiellaceae. The record is from RefSeq and is a predicted model, not a curated record. The coding region runs from base 1 to 1674 and encodes 557 amino acids.